UGGUGGUUGCUUGCUACGUCACGGGGAAAACUAACUUCACGAUCACAAUGCACAGCUAGAAACCAGAAACCAUCCUCGCUGGGAAGCAUUUGUUCAGAUUAAGGUCUAGCAUAUCUCUAGCGCUCAUGGCUACCGUUCUAGGCUUCCUGUUAUAGGACACCGCUAGGUAGCCUCAAAACUCAAAACGCUUGGAGACUGAAGAUUUUUUCGUAAGGUCCAGACGACAACUUUCCCGAAGAUCCAAAUGGCAGGACACGAGUGGAAUGAUUGGUUUGAACGUGAGGAAUUUAUCGGACAGAUCAGCGACAUUCGAGUGCAGAAUCUUCAAGUCGAGCGAGAAGUAGUCCAGAAGAGGACUUUCACAAGAUGGAUGAAUUUGCAUUUGGAGAAGUGCAAUCCUCCAUUGGAAGUGUCUGACCUCUUCAGAGACAUUCAGGAUGGUAGGAUACUGAUGGCUCUGCUAGAAGAACUCUCUGGCUCGAAAUUGCUUCAUAGAUUCAAGCCAUCAUCGCACCGCAUUUUUAGGCUGAACAACAUCGCCAAAGUCCUGGCCUUCUUGGAGGAGAGGAAUGUGAAACUGGUCAGCAUCGAUGCCGCUGAUGUCGCUGAUGGCAACUCCUCCAUCAUUCUCGGGCUGAUUUGGAACAUCAUACUCUUUUUCCAGAUUAAAGAGCUGACUGGGAACAUCAGGAGCCAGUUCCCCUCCACCUCCAGCCUCUCAUCCCUUCCCAACAGCAGUGACUCCGACACGUCUCACUCCAGCACGCCCUCCGAUGAGCGACCCUCUAUUGCCCCAAGGGAUCAUGGGAGGCCCAUCAAGACACUCCUGCAGUGGGUGCAGCGACGCACAAGAAAGUAUGGUGUGGCCGUCCAGGACUUUGGGAAGAGCUGGACAAGUGGUCUGGCAUUCCUAGCUGUCAUAAAAUCAAUUGACACAAGCCUGGUGGACAUGAGGAGGGCAAUAUUGAGGUCAUCCAGGGAGAAUCUAGAAGAGGCCUUCAGAACUGCACAUUAUAGCCUUGGCAUCCCUCGACUCCUGGAACCUGAGGAUGUCACAAUUAAUGCUCCAGAUGAGCAGUCCAUUAUGACCUACGUGUCCCAGUUCCUUGAGCACUUUCCAGGCUUUGAGGAUGAUAGGUCGAAGAAGGUCAACGGGAAGACGAAAAAGCCUUAUGUGGUGGAGUCAAAAUGGGUCCAGCCCCCGCCGAAGAUCUUCAUCUCCUCUGUGUCUGAGGACAAAGACCAGCCACGCUCCCCCUUGCAGACUCCUGGAUCGGAGGAGUCUUCUGACUCUGUCUUCAGCCCAGUUGGUGAGCCCCAGAGGCGGCCCCAGGACCUGGGGAAGGAAGUGUCCUUCACCGUGUCCAGCUCAUGUUCCCCGCAGCCCUCUUUUGUGGACUCCGUCAUCGACUCGCCGGAUUCGUGGAGCGACAUUACAAGCGAAGCGGUUCCGCCGGAGAAGCUGGUGGAGAGCCAGAGUGAUGGUUCGUUGAAUGAGAACGAGCUUCCGUUUGAUCAGAAGGACUGGCCACCAGAGAAGCCCUCUAAUGGGGAACAGAAGUCACCAGCAGAAAAUGGUAAAGCCACGGAGGAUCAGGUAUUUAAUGAACUGUUCAUUGAUGAGGGAAACUUCUCUGAAAGCUCGGCGGAGAGCUCCCAGACAAAACCCAAGAUUCCCUCAGAGGAAGAGGACGCUUACCAAUACAUCAUGGGUCUGAAUGAUGAAGAAACGGCUGAGCCGUCAUCACCUGGUAACUAUGACAACCCAGAUCAGAUGACUAAUAGGCUUAGCUCAGUCUCGGAAGAAAUGGAAGAAAUGCCUGAAGCACAAAACAAAGAGGAACCGGAGCAGAGUGAUGUCCUCCACAAGGUAGAAGCACAUACUACCUCGUCGCAGAACAAUAUUAUGGAGCCAUCUCCAGAGCUCCGUGGACCAGGACUUGAAGCUGCACUAGAAUGUGAGGACACAUCCACUUUACAAAACCAGGAUGACGACAAACCGACAUCUCCAGUUUCUCCACAGGACAACAUCCCCACAGACACAUUUUGUGAGGAGGAAGAAGACGGUUCUGAGGAGAAGACGGAGGCAAACAUUAACCUGCCCCCUCCAGAGAUCUGUGUAGAACAGGCUUUAACAUCUGAGUUUGAGGAUAAAGACCACCAUGAUGAAAUUCCCUCAAACUCUGUGAUCCAGAACCCAACAGAAGACAAGGAUCCUUCCAGACUGGAAACAAACCAGACUGACGAGACUGAUAACACACAUGACCCAGUCAGUAACGUGCUGGUUACCAAUCAUGGCACAGAAUCUGAUGACCUCUGUGAAAUGACUAGUGGAAAUCCCACAGAAGACAACAGUGGUGCAUCAGACAAGCUUGAUGAAACAGAAGACAGGAGGAAUGAUAACACUUCCUGUGCACCAGCUGAGGAUGAGCAUCAGGACAAGGGCAGCAGGGAAACCCAGGAUACAAACGAGACUGAGGGUGUGACCGUCGUUCCACUGGAACACGACAUCAUCACACCUGAGGCUAUUGGAACACUGACCGAACUCCCUCCAAAAACACCGGCUGAGGAAGAGGAUCCAUGCUCUCCUCUUGCACCCUCAGACCCCGAGAACAAUCCCAAAGAGCUGGAGGGGGCCAUGGAGGAGUGCACUGAUGAUCACGCAUACUUGUCAUGGACGGCAGGGCCUGACAGUGGAGAUGACAUUAAUGAUGCUGUUGAAGAAGGUGAUGAAAGGAGCAGCUCCACAGAGCCUGAGAGCAGGCUGGAAGGACUACGUGGCUCUGACAGUGUGUUCGAGCUCAAGCCAGCACCAGGUGAAGGAAGAGCAUCGGAUUCUGAGGAGUGCCUGGCGGAAAACGGUGAACACUCCAGUCAAGAAAUGGAGGAGGGCAGGCAGCAGGGGCUUGAUGCUAGUUCCCAGAUGCCUCGCUUGAAUAGCUAUCAGGGGGAAGACGUCGGGGACUGUGGUGGCGCAGAGCCGGACAUGCCAAGCAAACUCUGUGAGCUCAUUAAGACUGAUGAAGACCCUGUUGUUGCCAGUGAAAACACAGAGACACUGAGAGGGAAGGACGAAAAUGAAGUCUCAACAAGUGAUGGCCACUUUUCAGAGGAUAUGAAUUCAGAUGGAUUAAAGAUAAAAAGCAAGAAGAUCAAUGAAAUUGGGUGGAAUCCCUACAUCAGCUCUGAUUUACGGAGAGAGUGCAAGUCCCCAGUGACCUGUGGCAUGACGACUGCUGAGCUGUAUUGGCUUCUCUUCCUCUGGAUUGCCCUCUACUGCUUCUUUGUGCUGCCACAGAUCGACAUGAAGACACUGCCACAUCUUCUCCUCAAUCUAGAGGAGUGAUCUUCCUUCUGACACCCAGCUGGCUAACUCUGUGCUAGCUUAUUCCAGCCUCACUAACACAAGGACUGUCUUGGUGAGCACUGCCCAUGUUGUCAGUACAGUGUAUUUGGCAUCUGCAGCAAAUGAAGGCUUGUUUAAUUCCUACAUAAUUUAUGACGCUUUAAAAGUUAAUUAUGUCCGCUUCCUAUGUGGCUUGAAUUCUAAUAUUUCAAAUGUAAAAAUACUAUGUUUGUAAGUUGUGAUUCUGAUGAUCCCACUUUAUAGAGGAUAAAAACAGGGCUCAGCUCAAUGCAGGAGGAUUGUACAGUGCACAACCAGGAUUUUUAUAUAUUUAGAUUGAUUUUGAAGGUUAAAAGUACAUAUACAUGGUUUUUAUUGCUCACCACAAAUGUGUAUAAUUUAAUGAGAAGAACAGAGAUGUCCCACGUUUUUGCAAUAUACAUUCCUGUCAUUAUUAUAAACAAAUAGGUUUGAUUUUUGUGAGAACCUUUUUAAAAUAAAUUUGCCAGAGGCACAAAAGGCAGAGUAGUGCUCUUUAUACCACAAAGUAAAGUCCUUUAUCACACAAUGAAGUGCUCUCAUCUGAAAUUAUUGUUAUUGUAGAUGGGAUUCUCAGAGGCUUUCAGUGUGUCAAUUGCACUUUUAAAAUACAGUACAUGUACUGCCAAAGAUACAGUAUUCAGGUAGCUGAUAGGCUGGACUUUCUUUGCUGAAAAUGUAAAAUUAACUUUGUCCAUGAAUUCUCACAUAUACUUUAAUAUUGGAUGGGUGGGUCAGAGGUGACUAAGUUUGUGUACUAAUAUUUUCUUGUAUAUUUUGCAAAGAACUAAAAUACAAAAAAAGUUUAAUGUUGAUGGAUCAUAUGUAAAGCGAACAGUGUGUGGUAUGGAUGUUUGGAAUGUUUUAUUAAAUUCAGUAUGAUGUGUAUUUGUCUAUAAAAUUUUAUAAAUCCAUGUGUGUGAUUCAGCAGUGCUUUGAGUAUGAAAUGAGAUGUACCCUCGUUAUCAUGAAAAUGAACAGAGAUUGCCUUUUUAUUGAUAUUUUUUGACAUUCCUUUUUGAAAUCUGUAUUCAUUUAAAGCCUUUGGAAAAUAUGAUUUACUUACUAAUUAUCUGAAUGUCAUAGUUUACAGCUUGCAUAAUGUUGUAAAGCUCUUUGGCGAACAUUUCAAGUACAAUAUUCCAGUUCUCUCUGUUUGUGUAUUUGUGUGUUGCACAUGUGCAUAUACUUCCAAAGAGGGAAUACAAAGCUGAAAUGGCCAUUUGUCAUGGCCAAUUUGAAUUGAGUGCUAAAUACAAAGAGCUGUCUGUAUGAAUUGUGUUGAAACAGUUUUAUACAUUUUAAUUGGAUACAAAAGCAUAGCCACUGUUUGAUCUUCAAGUCUGCAUGAUUAUGCCUUCGAGACACAAUACACCAGACUUAAUUCUGAAAGAAUUGACCUAGUAAACUAUAAUACCUGCAUCUUGCUUUUGUAUUGGAACUGACAGGCUGUUCUAUUUGUGUCAAAAGCAUUGUUCAAGUGCAAUAAAUGAAACGUUUUGCCCUUUG
This is a messenger RNA of Conger conger (European conger), 4894 nucleotides long. RefSeq names its product calmin-like. Gene Ontology annotation, molecular function: actin filament binding. Gene Ontology annotation, biological process: nuclear migration. The record is from RefSeq and is a predicted model, not a curated record. Bases 245 to 3346 code for a protein of 1033 amino acids. Lineage: Eukaryota; Metazoa; Chordata; Actinopteri; Anguilliformes; Congridae. The transcript is spliced from 13 exons. Gene Ontology annotation, cellular component: meiotic nuclear membrane microtubule tethering complex; cytoplasm; nuclear outer membrane.